Triplophysa rosa is the source of this 2322-nucleotide messenger RNA. Its product is annotated as zinc transporter ZIP9. The transcript has 7 exons. Bases 592 to 1515 code for a protein of 307 amino acids. The record is from RefSeq and is a predicted model, not a curated record. NCBI's taxonomy places the organism in Eukaryota, Metazoa, Chordata, Actinopteri, Cypriniformes, Nemacheilidae. Gene Ontology annotation, biological process: transmembrane transport; zinc ion transport. Gene Ontology annotation, cellular component: membrane. Gene Ontology annotation, molecular function: metal ion transmembrane transporter activity.
GUAUUUAAAUGAUUUUGCACCAUUCAAGCUCUCAGAGAGGGUUCAAAACACUUAUUUUUCCUCAUUUAACGGCUUCUGGUGUCAUUUUAUGUCAGUUUUUCUUUCUUUGCCACAACGAAACAAUAAAGCACUGUAGUCUUUGACCUUUCCGUCUUAUGUUGAGUCUUGUGAUGAGCCUCCACAGAAGGACAAACCAGGAACAAAGCCAUAAGCUCGCUUGGAGUUUUGAAUGAAUCAUUUUUAAAGCAGUUUAUUGAAUGGUUCGCGAAUCCCUCAUAGACUAUACGGUAACGUACUGAAACUGUAAUUCUAAACCAAAUAAGUACUAGAAUGACUGGAAUGACUCGUUUUAAACGAGCCGUCUGAACGAAUCGAUUCUGCAAAUGAAUCGAACGCUGUUCUCCGAGCAUCAUGGGUGUAGUUUCGGGUUGUGUGGCGAUAUGGAGGGUGUUGAUACGUGGAGAACUUCACUCAUGGCUUUCAGUGAGUGUCCAAAGAGGACUUUCCGUCUUUCUUUUGUGUGUUCUGUUGUUUCACGUCCUGAAGAAGUUUGAAGACUUCGAACAGAAGAGCUGAAGAAGUGAAGGAGUCAUGGACGGAGUUUGGGGUGUUAUUCUCAUUUCUCUGGCUAUGUUCGUGGGCUGUCUCGUGCUCGGGAUUAUUCCACUGUUGUUAAAUUUAUCAGAGCAAAAACUGCAGCUGAUCACUGUGCUGGGGGCGGGGCUUCUAUGUGGCACCGCUCUGUCAAUCAUCAUCCCUGAGGGGGUGGAGCUUGUGCAGGAGUCAUGGAAAGACUGGUAUUGCUCCUCUGUGAGACAGAGUCCAAAUAUCUCUGAAUCCAAUUCAACACUUCUUCCGGCGGGGGAGAAAACCCUGCGUCCUCACUUCUUCAUAGGAGUGUCUCUCGUCAUGGGCUUUGUGCUCAUGUUUGUGGUGGACCAGAUUGCCAACUGCUGCUCCUAUCACGAAUCUCAGGUGCGCAUGUCUGGUCGCUACAGUGUCACCGCCACGCUGGGUUUAGUUAUUCACGCUGCCGCUGAUGGAGUGGCUCUGGGGGCGGCUGCCGGCUCCUCGCAGGUGUCUGUUCAGGUGCUCGUGUUUUUCGCUGUCAUUUUGCACAAGGCUCCAGCAGCGUUCGGUCUGGUGUCUUUCCUCAUGCACGCUGGUCUGGAGAGGAAGACCAUUCAGAAGCAUUUACUGGUGUUCUCUGCUGCCGCGCCCCUGCUGGCCAUCGGCACUUACUUCAUCUUGAGCGCGAGUAACAGCUCCUCUCAGAACCGCUUGAGUGCCACAGGAAUCGGGAUGCUGUUUUCAGCCGGAACGUUCUUGUAUGUGGCCACAGUUCAUGUUUUACCUGAAAUCAGCCGCAGAGGGCAGCAGCGCUCCUCUCAUCUUCAUCAUCACACAGAAACAGCAGGACACCAGCAGCGUGGACUGGGAGUAAUGGAGAGUCUCACUCUUAUACUGGGAACUGCAUUACCUGUGCUGCUGGCUCUCGGCCUGCCAGAGGAUUGAUUCAUCCAUUACGCUUGAACCAUUUUUGUUGUUCAUUACAAGUUUUAUGUUUGGCCAAGUUGUCAACCAAAAUAUGAAAGUUUUAUGUACAUUUGUUUUAUUUGCUGACAAAAUAUUCAUCACUCCAAAACUAAACAAACAACCAAAAAUGGUCUGUGGUGAUAUCAUUGUACCACGAUCGUAUCCUUUGGUAAUACCAUGAUACUGAAUAAUUUAUUUAUUUACUAUUGUAUCCAGAUAUGGUACUUCAAAGAAUGCCAUUGUGUUGUUAUUAGGUACUGUAAUAACAUCAUAAAUAGGUGCAUUUCCCAAAAUAUCAUGAUGUUAUUGUACAGAUUUUCUGUCAAUGAAGUAUUUUAAGUUAGAAAUGUUUAUGUGCUUUGGACUUCCUGUUAUAGGGGCUGGAAACAGCUUGUGUAUUUUUGGGCCGUGUGCACAUUCAAAGAUUUCCUGUUAGACAGCAGAGUUUAACAGUGAUGUCAGCGAUAUUUACAUGGGACACAGAGCACCUGGGUCAAGUGUGUGUUCGGCAUGGCUGUGAUGAACGUUUCUUUUAGAUUUCCUCUAUCGGGAACGCACACAUCUGGAACACAUCCAGUCUGGUAUUGUACUAUCAGUUAUUUUAUUGCCGCAAAUCUUAAGCGAAAAAGUCUCUUGUUGUAAACGUUUGUAUUGAAUCAAGAAUGGCCUAAUAUUUGUAUCUGGCAACAGCAACAAAUGUUUAUUUUGAGAAUUUCAAUACAUGUGGAUUAAAAUGUCGCAACAACUCAUGAAUUCAUCAUGUGUCAAAAUAAAUAUAAAAGCUGC